GAUCAGGCUGUGCUGCGACAGCCGACGUGAAGGCUGGGAAGAUGGCGGCCUCCUGGAGGCUAGGCUGUGACCUGCGGAUGCUGCGCUACCUCCCAGGCUUCGGCGGCCGGCGAGGCCUGGGGCUGGUUAAGGGAGCUGCUGGGUGGACUGCCGGCCGCGGAGCUAGUUGGAGAUGGCUUCACAGCACUCAGUGGCUUCAGGCCGAUCCUAUAAAGAUACUGAUGCCAUCCCUGUCUCCGACAAUGGAAGAAGGGAACAUUGUGAAAUGGCUGAAAAAGGAAGGCGAAGCUGUGAGUGCUGGAGAUGCCUUAUGUGAAAUAGAGACGGACAAAGCUGUGGUGACCUUAGAUGCGAGCGAAGAUGGCGUCUUGGCCAAAAUAGUGGUUGAAGAAGGGUCUAAAAAUAUACGGCUGGGUUCACUAAUUGGUUUGCUAGUUGAAGAAGGAGAAGACUGGAAACAUGUUGAAAUUCCCAAAGAUGUAGGUCCUCCUGCAGCCGCUUCAAAACCGUCAGCGCCUCCCCCCUCGCCAGAACCACCGAUUUCUGCCCCUGUCAAAAAGGAACACACACCAGGGAAAUUGCAGUUCCGUUUAAGUCCAGCUGCCCGUAAUAUUCUGGCCAAACACGCGCUGGACGCCAGCCAGGGCACAGCCACUGGGCCUCGGGGGGUCUUCACGAAAGAGGAUGCUCUCAAGCUUGUCCAGUUGAAACAGACGGGCAAGAUCCCUGAGUCCAGACCGACCCCAGCCCCUCCAAUAACCCCCGCUGCACCUUUGCCCUCACAGGCCACCACUGGGCCAUCUUAUCCCCGGCCGAUGAUCCCACCAGUGUCAACUCCUGGACAGCCUAACGCAGCGGGCACCUUCACUGAAAUCCCGGCAAGCAAUAUUCGAAGAGUUAUUGCCAAGAGGUUAACUGAAUCUAAAAGUACUAUACCUCAUGCGUAUGCUACUGCCGAUUGUGACGUUGGAGCCAUUUUAAAAGUUAGACAAGAUCUGGUCAAAGAUGACAUUAAAGUCUCAGUAAAUGAUUUUAUCAUCAAGGCAGCAGCUGUUACCCUGAAACAAAUGCCAAGUGUUAAUGUCAGCUGGGAUGGAGAGGGCCCAAAGCAACUGCCUUUCAUUGACAUUUCAGUGGCUGUGGCAACAGAUAAAGGUUUAAUUACACCAAUCAUAAAAGAUGCUGCUGCUAAGGGCAUACAGGAAAUUGCCGACUCUGUGAAGGCUCUAUCAAAGAAAGCAAGAGAUGGAAAAUUGUUACCUGAAGAAUACCAAGGAGGAUCUUUCAGCAUUUCCAACUUGGGGAUGUUUGGCAUCGAUGAAUUCACUGCCGUGAUCAACCCCCCUCAGGCCUGCAUCUUGGCCGUUGGGAGAUUCCGACCGGUGCUGAAGCUCACGCAGGAUGAAGAGGGGAACGACCAGCUGCAGCAGCACCAGCUCAUCACGGUCACUAUGUCCAGUGACGGUCGACUAGUGGAUGACGAACUAGCUACCCGGUUUCUGGAAACUUUUAAAGCAAACCUGGAGAAUCCUAUUCGGCUGGCCUAGUUCUCAAAGACAGAACUGCUACCCAGAAACAUACACUAUAUUAAAAAAAAUUAGGUAUUUAAAUGUGAAGUGGAUGGAAUGUUUAUUUAUUUAAGGUGAAAGUUUGAUCUGAGUUGUCUUCAUUUUUAAAGUGGGUUUAAUGUUGUAGAAAUAAAUGACAACAAACUCUAACUACAAUAAUUAAAAAAGAACAUUUAGUUAGAUCCACUUUUAAUCUUGGUGCUGUCAAAGGGAGCAUUAAACGAGAUGCAAGUUGAAUCAUAUGUUUGGCUCCGUGGAGCAUUUGAGAAUAUUUGAGAAUAUAUGAUAAAUUGUAAACUCAAAAAAUUGUUACAAUUCUACUUAAUUGUGUUGACAUUGGAUGUGGUCUCCAAAGAAACACCCACGAUUUAGCAGUGGGUCCUCACUUUUACAAGCACUGCUGUAGAUAUACUUGAACAACUUGAUAUGUACAGAAGUUUAUUCUGGAUAACAGUACAUAAGGAUCACAUCGUAUUAGGGGUUGCAGCAACAUUGUUGAAUUUUUUAUGUAUGUAAAGCCAUACACUUUAGAGUGCUUUCUAUCAGUCUUGUUUUUUACUCCUGUGACACUGUGAACUUCUACAGAGGAAACCUUUUUAAAUCAAAAAUGAAGAGAAAGAGACCAAAAAAUUGUUUGUUUCAAUGGUAAACUGUAGUUUAAAUAGUUAAGCCCUCAGAAGUAACUGCUCACCUUCAUACUAAAUUGGAAUGUAUUAAAAUAAAUUAUGCUGUUUACUACCAAA
Artibeus jamaicensis (Jamaican fruit-eating bat) is the source of this 2311-nucleotide messenger RNA. RefSeq names its product pyruvate dehydrogenase complex component X (gene PDHX). Gene Ontology annotation, molecular function: acyltransferase activity. The transcript has 11 exons. Gene Ontology annotation, cellular component: pyruvate dehydrogenase complex; mitochondrion. Lineage: Eukaryota; Metazoa; Chordata; Mammalia; Chiroptera; Phyllostomidae. Bases 42 to 1547 code for a protein of 501 amino acids. Gene Ontology annotation, biological process: pyruvate decarboxylation to acetyl-CoA. The record is from RefSeq and is a predicted model, not a curated record.